Molecule: messenger RNA, 1094 nt
Organism: Cryptomeria japonica (Japanese cedar)
Lineage: Eukaryota; Viridiplantae; Streptophyta; Pinopsida; Cupressales; Cupressaceae
Product: auxin-responsive protein SAUR50
Exons: 1
Coding region: 104-580 (158 amino acids)
Biological process (GO): response to auxin
Source: RefSeq, a predicted model, not a curated record
GUUGGGCGUCAUGGCGGGGACCCAUACACAGUGCAGUGAUAAUAAUUUCUCGUUGAAAUCUGAAAUUUCCAACGUCAAAUUGGCUGGCAGCUCGGGCUAUUAGAUGGGUUUCUGUUUGCACUGCUAUUCCAGAGAAAAAAGCCUCCAAAUUGUGAUCUUGAUGAAGCCCAAAAUGUGUUUUGAGCUCUCUCAGGCUCUGAUCAAAUGGCAGAGAAAACUGAGAAGAAUUGCUUCUGUCCUGUGUCGAAAAAAUGGGGGAAAAGCCUCUCCAUUCAGUGAAGAGGGUGGUGAAAUGUUAAAUGUUCCUUCUGGGCACUUGCCUGUGUAUGUGGGCAUUAUUCAGCAGAAGCGCUUUGUGGUGAGGGCCACAGAUCUCAACCAUCCCCUGUUUAGGGAGCUCCUGGACAGGGCAGAAGAAGAAUUCGGGUUCGAAUCUCCUGGCCUGCUGACUAUUCCUUGUGAGGAAUUCCACUUCUUGAAUAUUCUAGGAGUGGUUAGAAACAAGGAGGCAGAUCAGAAGCCUCUCAACUUAAAUGUCAUGUGUGUUUGUAGUUUAGACUGUGGAUAUGCUGAGAGUUGACUGUAACAGUUAAGGCCACUUCAAGUAUGGAGUUUCAGGCCUCUUUUGCAGUCUGUUAAUUUUGUUGAGAGCUGAACAAGGAGGAUCUUUAGCUGAUACAAUGUGGCAUCACAUUUAGUUACAGAGCCUUGUUGGGUAUUUAUAGUCCUCGAAGAAAUUGGAUUGUUCUUGUACCCAGAAAUGUAUUGAUUACCGACUUCCAGAACAAAUCAGUGCACGGAAUCCAGAUUCCAGAUCCAUGAAAUCAUUGGAGGCAAAGGAGAAUCGUCCAUUGACCUCUUCCUAGGUUAUGAGAUUAUACUUCCUAUGUUUUGGGAAUUUGUUUUAUAGAAUGUACUUACACCAGUACUGGGUUGUGUUCCAAAUUGCAGAUUCAAGGGAUGUAUUCUGUGAUGUGCUUCUGUUCCAAGUACAGUCUUGAUGUUCUAUAGCUUUGUUAUCUUGGUCACCUUCUAGUAAUUGAGCACCUUAUUUUUGGGUCUGAGGUGUCCAAUAGGGCCUCCAAAAAGGUUAG